UUCUACAAACAUGCCAUCCCUGCGAGGAGGUGGAGUGAAGGACAUCAAAGCUGGAGUUAAAUAUGAAGAAGACGACAUCUAUUUCAGGAACUAGCAGCCAAAGACGAAUGAGCUAUGUUAGUGGUUUCAACCCAAACAGAGUUGGAUCAUUGAGUCGAAGAAGCAUACUGAUGGCUUCUGAUGGCAAAACCAUGGAUAAGGGGUCUCUUAUAGGGAGUAGGCAUACCAUUCAGGUAUUUGAUGAGCAAGGGAAGGAUGUAACACCUCGGCCACUCUAUCAUCCAGAACCAAGUGCUUCGCUACACAGACAAAGCAAAAUCUUAUCAACGCAGGAUUUCUCUGGGGCCACUGGAUCUGAUUUUCUGUCUUCCUUAUCCAUGCAUCAGACAUCUGGAGUUAAUGCUAGUUUAGUAGGUCCAUUCUCAAGGACAUAUGGAAGCAGCAGUAUUUCUAAAUCAACAUCUACAACUGAGUCUAUGGCAGAUGAAAUAGUAGAGCCUGGUUCUAGACGAGACACAGCUAUUAGCUUAUCUGAUGUACAGGUGAGGCGAGAUGAGAUAAAAGAACAACUGACAAAAGAAGACAUUGAUAAGAGAGUGGAUAUUUACCUCACGGAGACAGAAACUAUCUGGCUAUUGGACAUGCCAACUGUCAUGAUGUCUGUAGAAUCUGAAGAUGCUGAAAAAGUGCAGGAACGGAACAAGGAUUAUAUUGAGCUUUGUAAAAAUAGAGUUGGUAAUGAUCGCUUUGUGGAAAGGAUGAUGCAAACGCUUAAUGGAGCACCAAAGAAUAAAGAAGUGCAAUGUGAGAAAAUCCUCAUGGAGGAUAAAGGGAUAAUGGCCACUUCUUGGGACUUGUAUGAUUCCUUUAAUGCCUUGGAAACAACGCUUACAUCUUCAGUAACGGAAAGAAGUAGCAGACCAACAAGUUUGAGUAGCAGUAAAUCUAAUGUGACCAAAGACCGUGAACGAACCAUGUCUACGACUUCUACAGACAGAGAGAGCAUAACCUCAAGUUCUAUAAUCGAUUUGGAAAGUGUUAUUCUUGCCAGAAUCCACGAAGAAGAGGAAGACCAUUCUGAAGCGAUAUUAAAAUCAGAAAAAUUUCAGCAGGAUUUAUUUUUUAUGGAAAGAGUUCUAAUGGAGAAUGUUUUUCAGCCCAAACUUGCAGCUUAUCGGCAACUUCCUGUCCUUAUAGAACCAGUUCUUACAUCUGAUGCUGGCAAAGAGGAAGGAGAAACAGAGGAAGCAGAAGAGGAGGAGGAGGAAGAGGAAGAGGAGGAAGAGCAAAAGGAAACAGUAGUUAGUUCAUCAAUUUUGUUAGAUCUAAGUGAAGCACCAGAAGAAAUCUUACCGCCCAGUCUGGAACGACUGUGGUCCUAUACAUGUGAGUGGACUAAUGGCCACAAUGUGAGCAGUAUGGCUUGGAACAAGUUAAACCCAGAUCUUUUGGCUGUUGGUUAUGGGCAGUUUGGUUUUCAAGAACAGAAGAAAGGCUUGGCUUGCUGCUGGUCACUCAAGAACCCUAUGUGAAUCUUUUGAUAAGCAUAUAGGCCCUGUAUGGCAGCUGAAGUGGAUUGAACAGGACAGGGGCACAACGGG
This is a messenger RNA of Terrapene triunguis (Three-toed box turtle), 1601 nucleotides long. Its product is annotated as WD repeat-containing protein 78. Gene Ontology annotation, biological process: cilium movement. The transcript has 11 exons. Gene Ontology annotation, cellular component: axonemal dynein complex. Lineage: Eukaryota; Metazoa; Chordata; Testudines; Emydidae. Bases 63 to 1532 code for a protein of 489 amino acids. The record is from RefSeq and is a predicted model, not a curated record. Gene Ontology annotation, molecular function: dynein heavy chain binding; dynein light chain binding.